Molecule: messenger RNA, 2424 nt
Organism: Rhinopithecus roxellana (golden snub-nosed monkey)
Lineage: Eukaryota; Metazoa; Chordata; Mammalia; Primates; Cercopithecidae
Gene: TUSC2
Product: tumor suppressor 2, mitochondrial calcium regulator
Exons: 3
Coding region: 877-1209 (110 amino acids)
Biological process (GO): regulation of mitochondrial membrane potential; inflammatory response
Cellular component (GO): mitochondrion
Source: RefSeq, a predicted model, not a curated record
GAGGCUGAGGCAGGAGAAUCGCUUGAACCCUGGAGGCGGAGGCUGCAGUGAGCCGAGAUCGUGCCACUGCACAUUAUCCUGGGCAACAAGAGUGAAACUCCAUCUCAAAAAAACAACAACAACCGAGAAACCAUCCCUUCAACACACACACCACGCUCUGGGAGAAGGUGUGGUAUAACCCCUUCACCAAAUACUGAGCUGACACCUUGGACUAGACACUGCUCAUGGCAUUGAGGAUAUAGCUGUUAAUAAUUCUUGCUUUCAUUAAAGCAUGGACUCUGCUGGGUUUGAAAACUCUGAAUUCGAAGUUCUUCACACCUGAAUGUAACUACGCGAAUCUGGCCAGUUCCUUAAUUUUCCUUCAACUUUGUUAGUUCACAUAAGCGGGGCAAUCGCAAAAAUACAGCUGUGAAAAUAGAAGCCAGAUGGGCACCCAGCGGUCUGGCCUUAGGCCCUGAAGUGCUGGUUGAGGAUUGGUGGUUGAGAAGGCCUGCUAGGCCUGAAUUCAGGUGUUGGGGGACGUGGGAGCCGCCAAAUACACCCAAGAGACCGGGAGGACUCACUGCCACCACUUUCCUCCGUGGGAACUGUCCCAGUUGGUCAGAUCGCGGCUCGCUGGGACCCGAGAUCUCGUAACGCAUGCUGGGAUGCCCAGCAUCUAAGGGCGCCCAUUGGUCCCGUCCCCACGACUUGAGCAACAGCCAAUCCGAGGGGGUAGCGUGCGGAAGCGGAAGUGAGGUUUCCGUGGAGACAGCAGAGCCUGCAGAAGGCGGCGGCGGCGGCACCUGCGAGCAGCGGCUAGGGCAGGUUAUGGUGGAGCGGACUGCGCUGUGAGCAGAGCGGCCGCGGGGCCCGCCAUGCGCCGGCGGCCCUGACAUGGGCGCCAGCGGGUCCAAAGCUCGGGGCCUGUGGCCCUUCGCCUCGGCGGCCGGAGGCGGCGGCUCAGAGGCAGCAGGAGCUGAGCAAGCUUUGGUGCGGCCUCGGGGCCGAGCUGUGCCCCCCUUCGUCUUCACGCGCCGCGGCUCUAUGUUUUAUGAUGAGGAUGGGGAUCUCGCUCACGAGUUCUAUGAGGAGACAAUCGUCACCAAGAACGGGCAGAAGCGGGCCAAGCUGAGGCGAGUGCAUAAGAAUCUGAUUCCUCAGGGCAUCGUGAAGCUGGAUCCCCCCCGCAUCCACGUGGAUUUCCCUGUGAUCCUCUAUGAGGUGUGACCGUGGGAGGUGGCAGACGGAAGCACCCCCUGCCCCAGCAAGAAACUCCCAGGCUCAAUCAAGGUGUGACUUCCAUUGAGGAGCCCAGGCUGGGGCCACAACCCUGAAUAAACUCCAUUGGCCCAUAAUCUUCAGCUGUGAGCGGGUCAGUCCCGCAAUAUUAGUUGGGUGUUAGUUUGUGUAUGGACAAGAGGUGGUUGGUGGGUGGUGAAGGCCAAUGGCAGAGUUAGCACCCCACUCUCCCCAGCCACCCCUGCAAGAAGCACGGCAGGGCAUAUACCAGUCAGGAAUGCCCGUUACCUGGUUCCUUGCCUGGUCUGCCUUCUUCCAAGUUUGCCUGGGGCCUAGCCCUGCUAGAGGCUACAGCACUUUACAAGCAAGGUAUGCCUUCUUCCAGCCCCUAGGCUGUGGGCACUGUAUACAAGUAGGAACUUCCUUUCCUUCACUUCCCUUUUAACCCCUAGUCAGAGCAUUUCAGCCGUUUGCUACCUCGAUUCCUCCUGUGUUGGACAGAGGCUGGGGGCAGUGCCAGCCUGAUUCUUCCAACCUACCUGCCAUUUGUUUCCGCCUUCAGAUGGAUGGACAGUUUGCUGGCUAUUGAUAGGAGUAGGGACUGGGUGGGGGCUUCUCCCUCUACCCAGGGCUGGGCUGAUCCCCCUACUGCAACUAAUUGUUCCCCCCCCCACCCCAAACCCCCAGUUGAGGAAUUGAGAGGGUGCAGGCUGGGGUUAGGACAUGCUGCGGAUGCUUGUGCCUAUGGGGAGUUACUCCAACCCACCUAUUCUGUCUAAUCCCCAUGGCUUUGCACCAAAUCCUCCACCCCUCCAAUUGGGAGGGGACUGUUCACCACAUUGUGGUAAGGGACAACACCCUAAGGCUGGUGCCAGUAGUUAUGAGUAGCCUACCACCCCCUCCCUUACAGUAACCGCCAUCCCUUCAGGAUCAGUCAAGGGAAAGUACUAGAGCCCCUGGGUAGGGAAAGAUAGGAGAGAAAAACCGUAAAAGGAAUACUUAUAAUGUGAAGGUUUGUAAAUAGUCCAUGAUGAUGUCGUGGCAGAGUCUGAUUUCUAUAUAGAGGUGACUUUUGUUUUUUAAGUACUGUGCAAGCUCUGUGCUUCUAGAAUGUGGGAAGUGGCUUGGGGAACAUGGCCCCCAGCCUAGGAAGACUGUUGUGUUAUUUGUUCAAUUUCAAUAAAAUGAUUUGUAGAUCCUGCA